CGUUCCGGUCAACCCGGAAGUGCGUGGCUUUAAAGCAAUGGCGGAGUCCAGGGAGAAAUCCGCUCUCGCGUCGUGUUUUUGUAUUUCUCUACACUGUUCUGUUACUGUGGUGCUCCUGCUGCUGUCCGCUGUUCUGACCCCUGGGUCCGGGGAUCUGGGAUCCGAAAGCGACGCGUUUCGGGCCGGAAGCUCCGGUUUAUCGGCGGCGGCGGCGGCAGCGCGAGACGUGCGCUACCUGCUGUACGACGUCAACCCUCCUGAGGGCUUUAACCUGCGGCGGGAUGUGUACAUCCGCAUGGCGUCCCUGCUGAAGACCCUGAGGCAGCGGGGCGACUGGGUGCUGGUUCUGCCCCCAUGGGGUCGCCUGUACCACUGGCAGAGUCCCGACGUGCACCAGGUCAAGAUCCCCUGGACCGAGUUCUUCAGCCUCAGCAGCCUGCAGGCCAACGUUCCUGUCAUCGAGUACCAGGAGUUCAUGGCAGAGUCGGGUGGACCCUUCAUUGAUCAGGUAUUGGUGCUGCAGAACUACGCUGAAGGCUGGAAAGAGGGAACAUGGGAGGAGAAGGUGGACGAGCGACCCUGCAUCGAUCGCCUCAUGUACAAUAAAGACAAGCAAGGAUAUUACAGAGGCUGGUUCUGGGGUUAUGAGGAGACUCGAGCUCUCAGGGUCACAUGUCUGUCUGCUCAGGGACACGCCUCAGUUCUGGCACCGUACCUGCGGGACAACGUCACGGCCACCUCAGUGAUGUUAGACCGAGCCGAAACCGUCCUCCAUGAUCACUAUGCAGGAAAAGAUUACUGGAACACCCGGCGCAGUAUGGUGUUUGCCAAACACCUGCGUGUCCUUGGAGACCAAUUCAGAGCACAAUACCUCAACUCCACUGAUGAGCAGGAUCACACACCUUACAGCGAGGACUGGACACGCAUGAGGGCCAAGUUGGGCAGUGCUAAAGGAGGCCCGUACCUGGGCGUGCACCUGCGCAGGAAGGACUUUAUCUGGGGUCACCGUGAGGACGUACCGAGCCUGAAAGGGGCCGUGAAGAAAAUCCGCAGCCUCAUGAAGAAACACAAGCUGGAGAAAGUAUUUAUAGCCACAGACGCUGAUGAUGAAGAGGUGUUGAAGCUGAAGAAGUUGCUCCCUGAGAUGGUUCGCUAUGAGCCGAGUCGCACUGAUCUGGAGCUGCUGAAGGACGGAGGAGUCGCCAUCAUAGACCAGUGGAUCUGUGCACACGCCCGGUACUUCAUCGGGACCUCUGUGUCCACCUUCUCCUUCCGCAUCCACGAGGAGCGAGAGAUUCUGGGCUUCGACCCGAAAACCACCUACAACCGUUUCUGCGGAGACGAGGAGACAGCGUGCGAACAGCCGACACACUGGAAAAUAGUUUACUGACCCUGCUGCGUCUCGCCCAACUCAGGACUGCAGAGGGCAGGAAGCAGCGCUGCCUCUACACAUGCGACCGGACAGUGUUUUUGUUUUUACCGAAAAAGUGUUGAUCCAAAAGUAUUGGCACCCUUCACACAUGGACACAUCACUGACUUGAGAUGGACACAUCACUGACACAAGAUCUUUUUUCUCAGAUUUCCAAUUUUUGUGUGUUUUUUUUCUUCUUCAGAAUGGUGUUUUCUAAAAUUAUUGGCAACCUCCCUAAAGACCCCCCCCCCAUUUCCUAUGAGUAAUAUGGUCCACUUCAAUUUUCUUUUUGUUUCGAGGUUUUUUAAAAAUGGACAUCAGGCACUGUUUUUUAUAUAUAUAUAUAUACACACACACACACACACACUACCAGUCAAGAGUUUGGACACACCUUCUAAUUCCAUGGUCUUUCCUGAUGUUUAUUUCUUUCUACAUUGUAAAACAAUGCUGAAGGCGGCCGAAAUCCACAAUAAUGUCGUUUGAGCAGUUGAUAUUGAGAUAUGUCUGCUACUGAUGCUCUGUAAAGUCUUCAUAACGCCUCUAAUCUGAGGUGCUGUUAAUUGGUGAUUUUCUGAGGCUGGUAACUCUAAAUGAACUUCUCCUCUGCAGCAGAGGUCAGUUUUGGUCUUGCUUUACUGGGAUGGUCUUCAUGUGAGACAGUUUCAUCAUGGUGCUUGAUGGGUUUUGCAAAUGCACUUGACAAUACUGUUCUUGCAAGAACUAUUCCAGAACACCUGACCUUCGUGUCUUAAAAUAACAACUGACUGUUUUUUGUUGUCGUUACAUAUGGAUUACUGAAGUCCAUGUGUGUUAUUUCAUAGUUUUGAAACAAAACUAUGAAACAUUGAAACUAAACAAAAAACAUUGAAUUAAAAGGUGUGUCCAAACUUUUGACUGGUAGUGUGUAUGUGUGUAUGUGUGUGUAUAUAUAUAUAUAUAUAUAUAUAUAUACACACACACUACCAGUCAAAAGUUUGGACACACCAGUUUUUAAAAAGAAAUAUCCGGUUUCUUCCACACUCAUCCUCAAACGUCAUUUUUUUCCCUUAUGAAAGCGGUGAAUAUUGAGAAUUAUAAUCAUCAUGAAAACGAGUGUAAUUAGAAUUCUUUCUUCUUUCCUCACUCAUUCACUCAUGUUUUUCUCCUCUCUCUGCAUUUCCUCAUCUUUACUUUCUUUUUUCUUUUCUUCUUUUGCUCUUUUUUUCCACUUUUUUUGAAUUGCCUGAUCAGUUGCAUUUCCUAUGGUGGAUGGAUGGGAAAAAAGGAAGAAAGGAAUGAAGGAAGGAAGGAAUGGAAGAAUAAAAGAAGGAAGGAAGGAAUGAAAGAAUGAAGGAAGGAAAGAAGGGAUGAAGGGAUGAAGGAAGGAAAAAUGUGAAGUCCCUAGAAAAACAGACUGGUGUUCAACCACUGACCAUUCAUUUACGACAUUCCUGCAAAUUAAUGAGCCAUGAGUUGCACAUCGUUUGGAAAAUCCGGCGUUUAUGUGAUCCUCAUGAGCGGUCAGUUUUACAGCAGUGAAAACAACAGCUUCCUGCUUCCCUGAAGGACAUACAGCAUCAUGACGGCUUCCUUUACAGACAGAACGUUAAAAGGCCGUGACACACGUCUCCCAGACAUGAAGAUGAAGAAACUCUUGAAGUGUUUUCAAUUUCCAGCGGUUUGUUGGAGUUGCGUCUGAGGCUGAGAUCUUUAUAAUGAUCGCAAACGUACGGUCAGAUCAAAAAUAUAAAGAUUUGUAAAAAAUUUUAUCAGCGGUAUCUACACCAAUCAGGCAUAACAUUAUUACCACCUGCGUAAUAUUGUGUUGGUCCCCCUUCUGCUGCCAAAACAGCCCUGACCCCUCGAGGCAUGGACUCCACUAGAUCCCUAAAGGCUGAGUGUGCUGUGGUAUCUGGCACCAAGAUGUUAGCAGCAGAUACUUUAAGUCCUGUAAGUUGCAAGGAUUAAAGGAUAUUUAAAGGAUACUUUUGAUAGAUACUGACCACUGCAGACCGGGAACACUCCACAAGAGCUGCAGUUUUGGAGAUGUUCUGAUCCAGUGGUCUAGCCAUCACAAUUUGGCCCUUCAUCAAACUCGCUCAAAUCCUUACACUUGUCCAUUUUUCCUGCUUCUAACAUCAACUUUGAGGACAAAAUGUUCACCUGCUGCCUAAUAUAUCCCACCCACUAACAGGUGCCAUGAUGAGGAGAUCAUCAGUGUUAUUCAUGGCACCACUCAGUGGUGAUAAUGUUAUGCCUGAUCAGUGUGUGUCUGUGUGUGUGUGUGUAUGUAUAUAUAUAUAUAUAUAUAUAAUAUAGCUGUUGGAUAUCCUGGAGCGGAUCCACCUCAGGAACGGUUCUUAUUUGUAAGGAUGGGGUCUAUUUCUUGUCAAGUUCAAAACCAUGACCUGUAAUAUUUAACGUUAGAAGAUGUUAAAGUGUAUCGGCUGGACCUGGUAAAUAACGCGAAGUUCCUAAUGUUUUACUGAGAGCUUUAGCGCUUUAGCCUUCACACCACACACUCAGCGUAUCACAUUAACACACUCUGUGUGAUCAGUUCUCUUUGCCUGCAGACAUGACCUGGAAAAGCAUUACUGUCUCUCAGCACAGUGUGCCUUAUAUUCCACUAUACACUCCACUAUACACACCACUAUACACUCCACUACACACACCACUACACACACCACUAUACACUCCACUACACACACCACUACACACACCACUAUACACUCCA
Hemibagrus wyckioides is the source of this 4124-nucleotide messenger RNA. RefSeq names its product protein O-fucosyltransferase 2 (gene pofut2). The record is from RefSeq and is a predicted model, not a curated record. The coding region runs from base 38 to 1390 and encodes 450 amino acids. NCBI's taxonomy places the organism in Eukaryota, Metazoa, Chordata, Actinopteri, Siluriformes, Bagridae. The transcript has 9 exons. Gene Ontology annotation, molecular function: peptide-O-fucosyltransferase activity. Gene Ontology annotation, biological process: protein O-linked glycosylation via fucose.